GUGAGCUGGAGGUUUGGGGCGUAGCAUUCGGCUGAAACGUAGGUGUUUGGGUGGGAAUAGAUACUCGCUGCGAACCGGGUGAACAACACAGGAGGGCGUACAGAUUGUGUUUAUUACUUAGUAGUUUCUGUACUUUGGUGUGUGUUGGCGAUUUUCUAACUAUCCCUACAGCGUAUAAAUGGAGAUCAUGGAACUGAUUUAAGUUUCGUCCCUUAUUACAUUAUCGAGAUUUUGUACUUGUUUUUCACACCCACUUAGGUGCUGUGCUGGGACUGGUAACUGGAACUUGAGGGAGGGAGUGGCUGUAGAGGGACUCUGGACACCAUUGGGAAGUCAAAGCACAUCUGCGACACCUUGGCAGUUGUUCUAAGUUUGCUAAGGGACUAACUUGUUUCGUGGGAUAAAUACCCGCUGGAGUGUGUGCAUGUCGCCACUAAGCCCCGGAUAGUUUGAGCGUAUUAUUACACACCGUUUGGGUUCCUUACAGUAUUAGUGCAGUGCCAGUGUCGGGCUGUUUACUUCCUUUACUUUCUCUUUGGGUUUUGGACAAUACGGUGAACUAAUCUCCGGAGGUAGCCGGCCGGGGUUCGGCUCCCGCUGACCCCCAAGCUGACUAUGGCCGGCGUGGUGCGGAGUCUCAGCCGCUGUCUGCUGCCCGCUGACGCGGCUGAAGGUCCUAGUGGAGAGCAGAGCGGUAGAAAGGAGCGUCGCCAGGAUCGGAACGCCGAGCGCGAGGCUCGCCGCCGGAGCCGUGAUAUCGAUGCUAUGUUACGCCGUGAGAGACGUGCUGUCCGCCGACUGGUGAAAAUACUUCUCCUGGGGGCCGGGGAGAGCGGCAAGUCGACCUUCCUGAAGCAGAUGCGUAUUAUCCACGGCAAGGAGUUCGAUCAGAAAGCGUUACACGAGUUUCGGGACACCAUCUACGAGAACAUAAUUAAGGGUACAAGAGUUUUGGUCGAUGCUCGGGAUAAACUUGGUAUCAAAUGGGAGUUUACAGAAAAUGAGAAACAUGGAAUGUUUGUGAUGGCAUUUGAUGUCCGAGUUGGAAUGCCCGUAGAACCAGUCACAUUUCAGCUCUAUGUCCCUGCUCUCCAAGCCCUGUGGAGAGAUUCUGGAAUUCAAGAGGCAUACAGACGUAGAAGUGAAUUUCAGCUGGGUGAAUCAGUGAAGUACUUCUUGGACAACUUGGACCGUAUUGGGCAGCUGAAUUAUGUUCCAAGCAAACAAGACAUUCUGCUGGCAAGAAAGGCAACAAAAGGAAUUGUCGAACAUGAUUUUGUAUUCAAAAAGAUUCCUUUCAAGAUGGUAGAUGUGGGUGGCCAGCGGUCUCAGAGGCAAAAAUGGUUUCAGUGCUUUGAUGGCAUAACAUCCAUACUAUUCCUGGUCUCAUCCAGUGAGUAUGACCAGGUCCUUAUGGAGGACCGGAGAACCAACCGCCUUAUCGAAUCCAUGAAUAUAUUUGAAACCAUUGUCAACAACAGACUGUUUUACUCAGUUUCCAUCAUACUCUUCCUCAACAAAAUGGACCUCUUAAUUGAGAAGGUAAAGACUGUCAGCAUUCGAAAAUACUUUCCUGAUUUUCAAGGCAACCCUCACCGACUGGAUGAUGUUAAAAGUUACUUAGUUCAGUGUUUUAACAGGAAAAGGCGCAAUCGUAGUCGUCCUCUCUUUCACCAUUUCACUACUGCUAUAGAUACUGAAAACAUCCGCUUUGUGUUUCAUGCUGUAAAGGAUACUAUCCUGCAGGAAAAUCUGAAAGACAUCAUGCUGCAGUGAAGCAGAAGUCCCGUCUUGCUUCCACACCAUUUGUUGUUUAAAGUGCUUUUCUGAAUCUAGCCUUUUGCAGUGAAACAGAAAUGCAGUCAUUUUUAGGUUCUAUUCUGUGGGUUGCUGCUUUAAUCUCACAAAACUUGGAGAGUCUGGGAAAUGAGAGCAGUUUUCUGCAGGUAGAAGUAGCACAUUGUGUAGAAUACCUGCAUAAAAUCCUGAGGCAGUGUUCACCAUGGUUUGUGCAAAUGUUUAAGUGACCUUAGUCCAUAGUGAAACAUGAUGCUUGUAGUUGCAGUGGACUGGAAAAUGUUUUUGCCUUACAUUACAAACUGCACAUCUAUGCUGUUUCUUCCUUGAGGAAGGCCUUGAACACGGAAAAAGCAUGCAACAUGCACUGGUGAAAGAAAAUAUUCCAUGAGAUCAGCAGUUUCUGAACGUAUGCUUAGACAGGUCUUACUAAGUUUUAUUUCUCAGUAACUUGUAAAGUUGUUGACUGGAGAAUUCAGUUUACUGAAUUAAAAAAAAAAAGCAUUUGCUUUGUGAAGGGUUUGAAGAAAGAAGCUUUAGCCAUCAUACUUUCAAUGACCGUGCCUGUAAAUUGUUACCAUUGGUUCCUCGUUCCUUGGAUUAUUGUAAUUCUAUUUGAGUUUGAAAGUGUAACUUAAUUAAGGCUUUUAAGGAAAAGCUGCAAGAAAAAAAUGUGAAAUGCCAUAGUAUGUAAAGACCAAUUGAGUUAAGCACAGGUCCUUCUUGGGAUGUUGCUUUUUUUUUGUCUUCUGUGCCUUUGUUUUGUAAUGUGGCUCGAUAACAUUCCAGCAUUCUAGUGCCUAAAGAAUAAAAAUUUAUAGCAACUCUGUCAGUAUGGCUAAUAAUAGGUCCAGUCUUGCCGUACAUAAGCAUGGCAUACUGGAAUUAUCCCCUCAUUACUUUAGGUAGUACAUUUAAUUGUCAAGACAUAUGUUCCCCACAAAUCUUUGUACUUUGCUCUCAGAGCCAGUGGUUUAAGUCUUUGAAGAGGAACAGUAUAUAUGCAGAUAGCUAUCUGUUAUUUCUCAUCUGCUGUGGUCACGGAGAUGUUGGUGAAGUGAGGAGCUGUCCGAAUCUGGCUCUUCAGUCACUUUUCUUAGAAUCUGUAAAAUGACUGCUGCUGUGUAAUGGCUUUGAUUUGCACUAGUAUUUUAUAGUUUCUUCUUAUAGAGCCAUAUGACACACUACUUUUUCUGUAACUGUGUCCCAUCUGUGCUUUAAACUUGCUGUUGAUAUUCAUGAAAUCUCAGCUACUGUUUGGAGCUUAUUCGGACCCACUGUUAGAAUUUUUGGAUAACACAAAUCUGUCUGUGACCAUAUCAUUACUCAUGGAUGUGCAUUACUAGCUGUUAGCUGAUGUGUUAAUCUUAGCCCAGCAUAUAACCGUUAAGGAAUGUCAUAUAGUCAGUCUAAGGGGUCUACAAAAGGAGGUAUGGAAGCUCUUCAAAGGGCUGGCUAAUCGAUGCAACUGAAAGUGCCUUCUAAGACUGAUUUCCUCAUAUAGGCCUUUUGCCUGACAAUUGUGCCUCUCCCACAUACUUCCUAGAAAACUUGGAUUCUGUUGUACCUCAUGGACUUAAAAGCUUUAGUCUGAUUUUUAUGCACGUGGACAAAUAACUGUGAAUCAUUUUCCAAGUGACUCCAUCUGUCGUACAGUAAAUAAUUACAUAUCCUUUUCAUUAGGAAGGUAGCUUGUAUCUAUUUAGAGCAUGAGUAGGAACAGAGAUAGGAAGCCAUCACAACCAGUGCCAGUGAGUGGUAUUCGGAUGUAUUUUGCUUGGCACUCCACUUGGGACCAGAAGAGGGAAGUGUCUUAAUCAGUGACAUCACAGCAUUAUUUUCCCCUUUUUUUCUGGUUUUCCCAUAAACGUGAUUGUUUAUUGGGUGCGUUUAAUAAGUGUCAUACCCACCCACACACAAUACUGGGCAUAACCAGGAAUCCAAGUAUUACUCCCCUAGCCCCUGCAGUUUAUAAACCUGGCACCUUAACUUGCAAGAGCAGAAGUCAUGGUUUUACCACUCUGUUAAAAAAUCUUUGCUGAGCCCUGUGUUAGAAGUCUCCCCUUUUGAACCAGCAUUUGAAGUUUUGUGUGUAUGCUAAGCUAGCACUGUAGCUGUUUCAAGUACUACAGUUCUUGGCUUGUCCGUUUAGGACUGAAGAGUCCUCGAGGCUUGAAACUACUGUAUUUAUCGUUAUUUUCUUGUUUUCACAUUUUACCUUGCCUAAAGCAGAGCAAAUCUAAUCAACUCACUGGGAUUUUUGUAAACUUCCCACGAUGCCUGUUAGUGUAUGCCUAGAGUUUUUUGUACAAAUGUAAGAUGUAGGACUAGCUGAAGUUACAAAUGAAGGUGUUUCAGCAUGGGAAUGCUAAUGUUAUCGUUUACAAUGCAUUUCAUAGGUCUUUGCCGUUGUCAGCUAUAAACCGAUGUUGUACAUACUGUAUUCAUACUUCUUAAUGUGCCUGAAAUGGAAUAGAAGCCCAAAUUUAUGUUGACACAUGUCUAAAAUUUUGCACUUCAGGGUUUUACUCAAGUGUAGGAAAGGGAGCAACUAGUGGGCAAAUGUACACCAAAACAGUGGUAGAUGGCUACUGUUGGGGAAAGAGAUUUGUGUACCAGUGGUUAUCCAUUCCACAACAAGAAGUGUCCUUUAAAGAAAUGACAGCAUUAGGCAGAUUAUUUAACUUCUACUAAUUUAAAAAAACAUUUGCACUAUACAUUUCUAUGCCAGUGCUUUACCACAGCAAACAUUGUACUGGGGUCCCUCAGAAUGCCUACAUCCUGAAGUUGUGGUUAAACACCUGUUAUGAAAUUUGUACUGUAAAAGCCUGGCUCACAUUUAAAUGAAAGUAUGGUAAUUUGCAGUUUUGUGUGUAUCGUAAGCCAACACCAUAGCUGUUUCAAGUACUACAGUCCUUGGCUUGUCUGUCUAGGAUUAAAGAGUCAUUGAGGGGAACUACUCUAUUUAUCUUUAUUUUCUUGUUUUCAGAUUGGUUGUACCCUGCCUAAAGCAGAGCAACUCUAAUCAACUUGCUAUGGUUUUUGUACUACUUGGUCUCAAGAUUUUUUUCCAGUUGCAGCAGAAAUAAGCAGCAAAUGACUCUGCCCCUCCCACUUAUGAGAAAUAUGACGGUCUGCAGUAAAAACAGCCAAAUUUAUACCAUUGUAUGAUGAUGUCUUCAUUUUUUCUCUUUUUGUUGGUAGCCAAUACACACACACACACACACACACACACACACACUAAUAUGAUAUGCAUCACAUCAGCUUAAGGUGAUGUACUGUGGUCUGGGGAAACUUGUUCUUUGUCCUACAAGUUAAACUCCGUGUCUACAGUGGCAUUGUCAUCUUAGUGCACUAACUAAGUCAUAGAUGGAUUGAAGUUAAUGCAACAAUGCUCAGAAGUCUGAUAUUCUGGUCUAAUGUAGUUGUAAUUUUCUUUUUUGUGUUUUUUGUCUUGUGUUUUUAUGUACUGAUGUUUGUUUGCCAGGAAUGUAUAACUCUUAAAACACAGUUGCCCCAUUUUUGAAGACAGUCUGGGUUGUAGGUGGUCUGAAGUAAGACAAACACUGUAUUAGGCACUUAAAUGCAUUGUACAUAUUUUCAGAGUAUUGCACCAUUUAUGUUUUGUAAAAUAUACUAAAUUUAAAAAACUGAUCAUAUACUAAGGAAAUAAACGUGUAAGAGCUACAGAAGUGAGAACUACACACAUGGAAUCUUAGAAACUACAGGUAUUAAAAAUGGCUGCACUGCAAUAGAAAUUUACAUUUGUUAUCUUUGAAGUUGCUAUGAGAAGCAGGUUUGGCUGGGAGAGAGAUGGGAAGGCAGCAUAUGGGAGGGCCCUGUGCCAGGGGUUUCUUGAUAUGAGGGUAUCAGUAAAAGGUAUAUGUGAAGAAGCUACAAGGAAUAUGGAGGGGUCUUUAAGUUGAGAGCACUUGACAGGCUGAGUGGAACAGACUGGGAAUGGAAGGCUGGUAUUUAAGCAUAAUGUAUAAUGUAGCCUGUUUUACAGGUAGAGCCAAGGAGGACAAGGUAGCAGUGUUGUAGGAAUGGGAGGUCUGUGAUAAGCCAAAUUUGUGAGGGAAGGGCAGAGCAAUUGUCAUCAUCUAAGGUGAGGAUGGGAUUAUGUUUAAUUGGGUGAUGCAGUGAGAGAUUAACUUCUGCCUUGAAGGAAGGAGGAGGUGCUAUUUUAAGCAUUAAGGGUUUCUGUCUUGCAGUAGGCAACAUUCUCACAGUUAAGGUCAGCUGUAUUCUGCUGUUAAAGCUUUGACUGUUGCCAGUUUGAAGACAGCUAUAAAAAGUUCCAAGUUAAUUGUGUGGAGUAUCCCAAGGAAUGGCUCCUGCUUAUUUGUAACAAUCCCCGUUGCCCAGUUAGUGAGACAUUACAGUGAGGUUACAUUACGUUAAAAUCUGUACUGCUUUGCUAUGAAUGUGUGGCUUCACAUUAGACAUGUUUGGGGAACUAACGAACCAUAAUCUUUUGUAAAACCAAAGCGAACUUCAGUAGUUGCAUAAACGAACAA
This is a messenger RNA of Protopterus annectens (West African lungfish), 6317 nucleotides long. RefSeq names its product G protein subunit alpha 12 (gene GNA12). The coding region runs from base 616 to 1776 and encodes 386 amino acids. Gene Ontology annotation, molecular function: D5 dopamine receptor binding; guanyl nucleotide binding; G-protein beta/gamma-subunit complex binding. Gene Ontology annotation, cellular component: heterotrimeric G-protein complex; brush border membrane. Gene Ontology annotation, biological process: Rho protein signal transduction; adenylate cyclase-modulating G protein-coupled receptor signaling pathway. Lineage: Eukaryota; Metazoa; Chordata; Ceratodontiformes; Protopteridae. The transcript is spliced from 4 exons. The record is from RefSeq and is a predicted model, not a curated record.